ACAUACACACACACACACUUUAUACACACACACACACACACACACACUUUAUACACACACACACACACACACACUUUAUACCUGCUGGGUGGGUGGAGGUAUCCAGAGAGUUACAUGGACCCUGCUGGGUGGGUGGAGGUAUCCAGAGAGUUACAUGGACCCUGCUGGGUGGGUGGAGGUAUCCAGAGAGUUACAUGGACCCUGCUGGGUGGGUGGAGGUAUCCAGAGAGUUACAUGGACCCUGCUGGGUGGGUGGAGGUAUCCAGAGAGUUACAUGGACCCUGCUGGGUGGGUGGAGGUAUCCAGAGAGUUACAUGGACCCUGCUGGGUGGGUGGAGGUAUCCAGAGAGUUACAUGGACCCUGCUGGGUGGGUGGAGGUAUCCAGAGAGUUACAUGGACCCUGCUGGGUGGUUGGAGGUAUCCAGAGAGUUACAUGGACCCUGCUGGGUGGGUGGAGGUAUCCAGAGAGUUACAUGGACCCUGCUGGGUGGGUGGAGGUAUCCAGAGAGUUACAUGGACCCUGCUGGGUGGGUGGAGGUAUCCAGAGAGUUACAUGGACCCUGCUGGGUGGGUGGAGGUAUUCAGAGAGUUACAUGGACCCUGCUGGGUGGGUGGAGGUAUCCAGAGAGUUACAUGGACCCUGCUGGGUGGGUGGAGGUAUCCAGAGAGUUACAUGGACCCUGCUGGGUGGGUGGAGGUAUCCAGAGAGUUACAUGGACCCUGCUGGGUGGGUGGAGGUAUCCAGAGAGUUACAUGGACCCUGCUGGGUGGGUGGAGGUAUCCAGAGAGUUACAUGGACCCUGCUGGGUGGGUGGAGGUAUCCAGAGAGUUACAUGGACCCUGCUGGGUGGGUGGAGGUAUCCAGAGAGUUACAUGGACCCUCGUGGGUGGGUGGAGGUAUCCAGAGAGUUACAUGGACCCUGCUGGGUGGGUGGAGGUAUCCAGAGAGUUACAUGGACCCUGCUGGGUGGGUGGAGGUAUCCAGAGAGUUACAUGGACCCUGCUGGGUGGGUGGAGGUAUCCAGAGAGUUACAUGGACCCUGCUGGGUGGGUGGAGGUAUCCAGAGAGUUACAUGGACCCUCGUGGGUGGGUGGAGGUAUCCAGAGAGUUACAUGGACCCUGCUGGAUGUGUGACAGGAACAGGGUGUACUCAACAUCUGAUGAUGUCAUAAUUAUGUGUACUCAACAUCAGAUGAUGUCAUAAUUAUGU
Messenger RNA from Oncorhynchus mykiss (rainbow trout), 1212 nucleotides. NCBI's taxonomy places the organism in Eukaryota, Metazoa, Chordata, Actinopteri, Salmoniformes, Salmonidae. The record is from RefSeq and is a predicted model, not a curated record.